Zophobas morio is the source of this 5081-nucleotide messenger RNA. RefSeq lists its product as uncharacterized. NCBI's taxonomy places the organism in Eukaryota, Metazoa, Arthropoda, Insecta, Coleoptera, Tenebrionidae. The record is from RefSeq and is a predicted model, not a curated record. The transcript has 9 exons. Bases 215 to 4756 code for a protein of 1513 amino acids.
AGCUUAGGUGAGUGACUUUCUUGGCGAAGGUUUCUGCUUAGUUUAGAACUGGCUUGCACAAGCUGAGCUGCGUUUGUCAGCUAGAACCGCGACGCGGAAAAGCCGCGAAAUUUUCUUCAGUGGGUUAGGCAGUGUCGUGUGUCCGUCGAGCAGAGAGCCAGUUUGGUCAGGUCAAUGUCAAUAGCAUUUGAUAAGACGCCUUGUCCAAAUUGAGAUGGAAGUGGUGGCAGCAACCCCAGGCACAGGCCCAGUGCCCCCCUUUCACGACCAUGACGUGCGCGAAUGGUCCAGAAUCGAUAGUCUGACGGGAGUUCUGGAGAGGGCUCGACUGGAAACCGACCACUGGAGCGCCAACACCAGCACCUCUUGCCACAAAUACGGAAAGGUAGUGGACUCGCGGGCUCGAAGCAACGCGGACGGUGCAUUGCAGCAACAGGCGAGAAGGCAGCUAGAAGUGUUCCAAAGCCACAUCCCUGGGGGUCAUCUACAAGUCAUCAAGACCCAGACCGUCUCGAGCAGCCGGUGGAGCAACAAAUCGAGCGACUUGCAAGACCUCCCGAUCAAAGACUUCGAAAACCUUCAGCUCUCGCUGAACCCACUGGAUUUGAGCUCGCAAAAAUCCAAAGCAAACGUAGGAAGAAGUGUCGGUAGGCGGCCACCUUCACGACCGCGAGCUAGAGACGAAUCCUUAAGGACCGCCCAGCAGAAUUUAUAUCGCGUAUCCAGGCUCUGCCAUCAAAUCCACGAGAACGCGGUGAAGCAGACGAUACAACGACAAAACGAAUUCCACGACAACGAGAGGCUCAACGGACACCAGAGUCUGACACGAACGAAAAGCACGAGCAGCGAGGACCUCCACCUGGAGGACAAGUCGUCCAAGAGCAUCGAGGACCUCGAGGACCUCGAGCAACUGCAAAGUUGGAGGAGGACGUCGAAACUGCGAAGAUCGCUGCAGUACCCCAAGGAGGCCAAAGCGCAGCCUUCGAAGCCGACGGACUUGCCCGAAAAUAGCGGCAGCGUGCGCAAAAUCCGAGAGGAAUUAGAGAAAGGAAGAAGACUGAGUACAGCUUUAAGAAACAAUAGUGUGGAUUUGCAGGCUUUAGAUCAGAUACUGCAGAACAUCUCGAGUUCCAGCAGCAAUCAGUCGGAUCGAUUAGAUGAUAAUCAGGACGAUCUAGACACGAAGAAGCAAAAACGCAAUUCUUUCGUCACCGUUGAAAAGCUACAAGAAGUCAGAGGUCGGCUGAGACGCACCAGCACGCCCACGGAAGACGUUUACAAGGUCAAUAAAGAAGAAGAGACUGAUGAUGGUAUAGUUACUGAAGAAGUUAACGAUAUGCCAGUCAGCGAAAAAUCGCGUGUCCGCUCGUACGUCUACGGGAUGGAGACCAUGUUGAACAAGAAACCCAUCGUCGGGACGGGUAGUUUAGAAUCGCGUUCCAAACUUCUCAACGGUGGUACCAAUCUUCGCAGCGAGGACUGGUACAACCGGCGCAAAUCUUACGGAUUCGAGCAAGUUCACACGCACGCGGAAGCUCCGAGUCCGAUUUCUUUGAAGAAUAAAGGACGAGUUGAAUCUUCCACUGACAGUGGGAUUUGCAGAUCGUCCGAGAUCGUCAUAGUGCCAACUACGAAAACAGAAAACUGUGAUGAAAAGACUUUCACUAGCGUUAAGCAGAUCUCUUCCAUUUUCGAUCAAGGGUUUAAUAAAGACUUAAAAUCGACGACUAUCACGAUCCCUAUAGUUUCUAAGCCCAACUCGAACUUCGUCGACUUGAGUUGGGAUGACGUUCCCGAGAAAGACGUAAAAAGACACUCAAUAGCGGUAGACGAAUCUAAGUACGUGACAAACCACACCGACAACAAGUUCAGGAGGACUAGCUUAGCCAUAAACCCGACAAUAGAAGACAACAACGCACAAAACCGAAAAUCAAAAAAAGUAGAGUUUUGCAAAACCGAAGUGCACUUUGCUGCCGAAUCGGGCAAAGUAAACAUAGUAGAAACCGACGAAAAACCACCACCCACGAACAAUUUUCGUCGAAGACGAAGAAAUUCCGGACCUCUUAUAAGUGACGACUUUGAAAGGAACGGUUUACCGGUUUUACAUUUCGGUGAUAGUUCUUAUGAGAAAGUGUUGCUAGGUGUGACUGACGACAAUACCUUCGACCCACCGACGACAGAUGAUAACAUCUACCAAACCUCACCUCAAUCAAACAAUGUCUCUUAUAGCACGGUCACAGUCAACACGAGUUCCAUUCCCGUGUUGGACUUUCAAGAGGACGAAAAAAAGGAUUCCAUUGAAAACGUGAAGGGAAUUCUGAAGAACAAACCGAUCAAACCCACUCCCUACCAUCUCGGGGAAGAUUACUUCAUGAACAGUAAUUCGGACAGCGAUAGUGGUAAAUGGGGAGUUCGAUUGAAGCCCGUGCAGAAGAGCGAUGCACCAUUUUGGAAAUCGACGGUAACUCUCCAUAACACGGUUUAUGGCCAAGAUAAUGUAGAGGACGAUGAACAGCCGGAAUUUCAAAAGCUGUUAAGGAAUUUGCGACCAACCAGUGGGAACAAACCGGAUCUGUUGGCCAAUCAGCGAAAUUCCGAAAAUUUUUCGAGUGUAAAAUUCGUCACGAGCACAGAUAAUCGGAAACCAUGGUCCGUUGCUGAUAGAGUUAAAUUAAGUGAAGACAGUCAAUGGGCAGAAAAUAAGGUUUAUUCCACCAAGGUCAAUUUCGGAGAUGGCGGCACUGCCGUCGUGGAGCAAAAAGACCAACCGUCGUGGAAUAAAAAGGAAACCCCUGUUAAAGACUCGGAGAGAAUUUUAAACAAAGGACUUGUGGUUAGGAUAGGAAGAGACGACUGCACUUCUAAACAUACAGUAUGUUCUAAAACGACAUCACUGGAUUCGAACACUACGACGACAACGAAAAUCACCAUCGACCUAAGUCCGUCUCCUACUAACACGAAAAUCCAAAACUCUCCUAUAGUUCCUCAAACCAAACGAUCUCACUGCUUCAAAUCUACCUCUUUAGUCCUAGACACUAUUAAAAACGACUGCCUUAAAACGAACCACGUUAACAUUCCUCAACAGCUAGAAGCCUUGAAGAAGCUUUACGAAGAUGUACAAAGCGAUAGUGACGCGGACAAAGAAGUUCAAGUUCUGAUGGGAAGAAUGGAAAGGGAUUUCGAAUACGACAAAGACGAUAACACAAGCGAAAUCUCCGGAAGCUGGAGUAAAAUGAGGGCUUGCAGAAUUCUUAACGAUCACGUUAACAAGACAAAUGUAACUCGGGAUAUUCCAAGCUCUAGAAUAAGUGCAAAAGUAGAAAAAGAUGAUCCAAAAGAAAGUGCCAAGUUUAAGUUUGGAAUCGGAGAUAAUUUGUCUAGCUCAACACACUACGAAAGCAACCAAAACGAACAAACUUCAAAAACUUAUAGAAUUAAACUCAAAGACAGUAAAUAUUCACCUGUAGUUAUCCGCAAGAACACUUCUCUAGCAAAAAAAGCAGACUUGCGUACGGCGACAGCAAACGAGAAGUUGUCAAGUCCGUCGCUGGUCACUCGUAGCUCAAAAACAGACUUGCGCUCAGAAAAAUAUGAUUACACAACAGACCAUAGGGAAUUUGGUAAUGUUACGGACACCAAACUCCACCAAAAACAUUCUUCGAACGACAUAGUGCUUCGUCAGCCGAAAAAGUCAGAGAUGACUUAUUUCGGUGUGCGAGUUUCACCACAAUCGAUAAAAAAAAGCGAAGAGACUGUGAUACGUAAAGAAACUAAACUGUCUGAAAAACCUGAUCUCUUACAACACAUGAAAACUGAUAGUCCUAGUAGUAGAAUCCGGGCGAGGAAAACUUCGCCCCCGGAGAAAGAGCAACCGAUUUACGAGAACGUAGCAACGAAAAACAAGACGCGACAGAAGGAAUUCGAUUGUAACAUACUCGAAGAACUAACGAAAGCGGCUGACCAGAUCAUGCUGGCCGUCAAUGGAUUUACGGAUGACGAUUCACACAAGUAUAGUGGUGACGAGAAGAGUUUCAAAAAAGAGCCUUUGGACACCAUAACGGAAAGUAAAUCGUGGAGCCAGGACAAAAAGACGAAAACGACGAAUAAGCAGACGAACGUUAGAACUAAACUGAAAUACACGUCAUCGACGUCUUCUGUCGAAAGUUUAUCCAGACCUAGAAGACCACAAGUGGCCAAGACGGCUCCUGUUAAGAAGAAAACUGCAACUAACGAAUCAACAACUAGAGCUACGACUAAAGCGAGAAGAUUACAACGGGCUAGUAGUAGAGAAGCGUUGUUACAGUCUCAUGGUAGUUCUUCGGAAGAUUUAGGUACAAAUACUGAGGUUCCACCUAGAAAACCAAGACAGAUUCGAAAAACAAAAUCUACACAGCUGAGUGUUACUAAUGGUAUAGAAAUGAGUAAGAGAAGUACGCCACCGAAUCCACCUAGGCGCAAACGGGAGACAUCCAAAACCAGAAAUGAGGAAAGGGUGGAACCAGUACCCGAGAUUCGCCAUAAAACUGCAGUGUCAACCAUAAGGAGUACCGCGGAAAAGUCUAGUCGUGACAGAAGUAGAAGCAGAUUGGAAGAGUCUAAGAAAAGAGUGCCCCAAAAAAGAGAAAGUUCUAAAGGAUUAUCUUCUAAAAGUGAUCUGAAAAAACCCGUAUCUUCCAGAGAGAUCUCUAAUCACCGAAUCUCUACAGCGAACAUCAAGAAAUGUCACCGAGCAGACGAGGGAACAAGACAUUCGUAACAGAUGGAUCGUCGAUCUUUUUUUUAGUUAGUUCUGUAUGUUGUAAGAUUAGUAUACGAUUUGAAUGUGUAAUAUCCUGCCGUACUAGCAUGUAAGUUCCUAAAAAUUAGUGUUAAACGUCUAGAUGUUUCCAAUUAAUUAUUUUUCCAACGACCAAGACGGACGUUUUCAGUUUGCAUCUAAUAACAUGUGAGUUGUGCUUACUUAAUGCUUAACAUGUAUUGUUUAAUAAUUUGUAAUUUAUUUUUAACUCUCUCAAAUAAUUGUGAUCUUAAACUGCUUUGGUUUUGUGAUGUUUUAAUAAUAAUUAAAUUGAUAAUUAAUA